GGAAGGGUCAACUCGAGUGUUUACCUUGGCAUGUGUCAUGUCAAAAGUAGGACAUAUUUGACCUCAGAUCAACGGCAUUUUUACCGCAACUGUAAAAAACAUUUAGCUGUAACUGAAUACGUUUCAAACUGAUUGUCUUAUCUUUAGCUUUGACUCUGGAAGGCCUGCGAGUAAUCUGACAUCAGCUCUGAGGUAACCAGGUUUAUGUUUCUUCUGUACUCAGAGACCUUCCACAAUGGCUUCAGUGGCUAAAAGAAAGAGGACCAAAGUGGUAAACAGUCCAGACGAGGGUCAGAAUUGUCAGAGAGUAACUGUGGGAAGUACUUAUUUUACAAAGGCCUCUGGUAGUGAUGAAAAGAAAGAUGUCACACCCGCUAAACUGAGCAAAGUGACCCUGGGCACAACCUUGACGAGCGACAAUGUGGUGCAGGGCGGGGGGGAUGUGGUUGAGCGACUAACGGCAGAUUUCUACAACCAGUCAACCGUAAACCUAGCCAAGGCCUUGUUAGGACAGAAGCUGGUCCACAGGUUGAGCAGUGGGAAGAGAGUGGCUGGUAUUAUUGUGGAGACUGAGGCCUACUGUGGCUUAGUAGACAAGGCUGCCCACUCGUACAAUGGCAAGAGAACAGCUAGGACAGAGGCCAUGUUCAUGAAACCUGGCACAGCCUAUGUCUAUAGUAUAUAUGGCUUGUACUGCUGCAUGAAUAUAUCCAGUCAAGGUGAAGGAUGUGCUGUGUUACUAAGAGCUAUUGAACCAGUAGAGGGUAAGGAUCAAAUGAGGCAGCUGAGAACCAACAGUGCAAAGUCUCCCACUAAACCUCUAAAAGAGCAUCAGCUUGGGAAUGGUCCCUCAAAGAUCUGCAUGGCCCUGGGUAUAAAGAAAGAAGAAGUGAACAGACUGGAUUUAACAGUCAGCAAAGACGUUUGGCUGGAAAAGGGAGAUAACUCUCAGCCCAUUGUGAUCAGUAAACGAAUAAACAUUAGUUAUGGAGAAGACUGGGUUGAUAAGCCACUGAGGUUUUAUUUACUGGACAAUAAAUGUGUCAGCGUAAGGGACAAAGAAGCUGAAAAUCUUCUUAGAAAACUGUAACAAUUGAGAUACUAAUGUAGAUAAAUUUUUUUUUAUAUUA
Liolophura sinensis is the source of this 1130-nucleotide messenger RNA. RefSeq names its product DNA-3-methyladenine glycosylase-like. Gene Ontology annotation, biological process: base-excision repair. Bases 236 to 1090 code for a protein of 284 amino acids. The record is from RefSeq and is a predicted model, not a curated record. Gene Ontology annotation, molecular function: DNA binding; alkylbase DNA N-glycosylase activity. The transcript is spliced from 3 exons. Lineage: Eukaryota; Metazoa; Mollusca; Polyplacophora; Chitonida; Chitonidae.